ACCCGUGUCACGUGAUUCAGCUUACUAGGUCAUAUGAUGAAUGGGACGGAAAGGAAGACUUUGCUUUUGCCGUACGAUAUUCGCAAUGUCUGAAAAUGAAAGAGAAGAUGCACAUAGUUCAGAACUCUUCUUAGGAAUCAGUUUACCCGAAGCAGAAGAGUUGGAUGACCAGGAGUUUGACAUUCCUCAAGUGGAGGCAGCUCCCACCCUAGAGAGCAUUUUAAAUGAGGAUGCUUUCCUGGAGAUGGAGCCCAACUCCUUCUUACCUGAUGACUUCAGUCUCUCCACACUGGAGGGGGAAGAGUUGGAAGAAGGCAGCUUGCAGCUCCAGCAGCAAGAUGAGGUGGUGGUGGAGGGGGUGUUAUCCGAGCUGGAAGAAGAAACAGCAACAUCCCCACCAGCAUCCCAAUGGAUCAAAGAUCCACCUCUUCCCGCAGUUGAAAAGGAUGAUGUUUUGCAUUGCAUCACUCUGAAAGGCAUCUCUGCCCAGAUCCUGUCUGCUGUGGGCCGAGUAGAAGGUGGAGGGGCAACUGCAAUGGCUGUCUGUGGCAUUAUAGCAAUAGGGACAUCAACUGGCCAGCUGCUCAUUUUCGACCCCAGUCAGGUUCUGAAGCUUUGUCUCGGGAGCCAGGCCUUGGGGGCCCAGCACGGGUCCAUAACCGCCCUCGGGUUCAACGGUGACGGCACUCGCAUCCUCUCUGGAUUUGCCAGGGGACAGAUUCUUCAGUGGGAUGUUGAAUCAGGAAAACUGCUUCGAACCAUUGCCAACGUUGUUCCAGUGGGCAAUGCGGUAAUCACUGUCAAGUUUACAGAUGACCCCACGGUUGCUGUGUGCAACGACAGCACCGGCUCUGUGUUUGAGCUUCAGUUCAAGAGGUCCCUGGGAGCGAAGACGUGGGAAUCCCGCUGCUUGUUCAACAGCGAGAAGGGGAUGGUUCGCUGCGUGGAGCCCCUGCAGCUUCGGGAGGAGUCCUCUGGACACCCCGCUGCGCAGCUCCUCCUGCUGGCCAUGGUAUCACUGCGCAAGCUCCUGGUCAUCUGUCAGAGACCUGAGGCGAGAGUGAUCCAUGCCUCCCCUCUGGUCCAGGCUCAUACCGACUGUAUUCCCAGCCUCUCCUGGCACUUCCUGCGGCUAGGAGGCUCGACUGAUCCCGCGCUGGCUUUCUGCCAGGGCUCCUGCUUGUCUCUUUACCAUGUGAGAUUCGGAAGUGAAAGUAUCUCAGUAGUGAAAUUAAAAGAAUUCAAUUUCCAGUUUGAAAUAAUGAACUCCAAGUGGCUAAGGUCCAAGACCUUGCUGUUGGUAGAUGCUGCGGAGCGGGUCCAUGCAGUGGAUAGGGACAGUGGGGAGGACCUGCAGGAGUUGGUGCUGGACAGUUUGGCACUGGUCAGCACCCCCACACCCCACCCAAUCAACCAAGCCUCAGAGGAAGGCACCACCUCAAAACUGACUGAAUGCAAGAAAAUUACCUACCAGUCAGUGUGUGCUCAUGGAGGGGAGGUUACCCUUCUGGGGACCAAGUCCGUGCGGUUGGUCACAUUGAAAGCAUGGGCAGAGAGGUUGGACUGCCUUGUGAAUCAGGAGCAUUACGGCCAGGCGCUGGCUCUUGCUUGGAAGUUUUUUGAGGGGAGUGCCAAGGGAGUUGUGGGUCUUCCUGGGGACAACCAAAGGAGGAAAGAAGUGGUGGCUAAUAAGGUGUUAGAGCUGCUCUUGGCCUAUGUGGAUUUAUCACUGAGGAGGUGUCCUGAACAAGGAAAACUUCAGGUCAUGGAAGAGCAUUUCCAGAAAACAAUCCCACUUUGUGUUACUUGCUGCAUUAAGUUCAACAAAACGGGGGUGCUGUUUGGAGAGGUGUAUGAGAAAUUAAUCCAGCAUGCAGUAGCGCUAGGGGUCCUGUUUGAGUGCCUGCAGCCCCACAUAUCUGCAGGCCGGCUAACAAGUAUCCCCCCACUGGUCAUGAAAGACAUGGUGGCACACUAUGAUGACCAGGGCAUGACAGAGCUUCUUGAUGACCUCAUACCCCACCUUGAUGUCAUGACCCUUGACCUCCACCAGGUGGUCUGUUUAUCCAGACAGCACAGGUUGUGUGAUGCUUUGAUCUUUGUGUUUAACAAAGGAAUGAGUGAUUACAUCACACCCAUUGAGGAAUUGGUAGGAGGCAUGGCCAGUGCUUCACAUCAAGGUACAGAUGAACAGACAACAGUCGGCAACAAGAUUCUAGUAUACAUCAGCUGUUGCUUGACUGGCCAAGCAUAUCCUUUUGGUGUAAUCCCAGACAAUAUGGUUCAAACAGUGAAAUCACAGGUGUUUACCUGCCUGACGAGCAUACAGGUGAAGGGUAUUGAAGCAAGCAAAGAGCCUUAUCCAUUCAUCCGCACAUUACUCCAGUACAACACAAGAGAAUUCCUCAAUGUGCUAGCACUGGCAUUUGAAGAUCUGGAGCAAGACGAGCAAGCAAUUGAAUUUCACCAGAGAAUGAUAGACAUCCUGCUACAGGUGAUGCUGGAGAGCACAGACUUCAGCCCUUCCCAGAUUGGCAGCCUCUUCACCUUCCUGGCUCGCCAGCUAGCCAAGGCUGAGGACAACCUCUUUGUUAACCGUCAGCUCUUCCACCAGGCUCUUGAUUUUUUGUGCAAUCCCGAGGACACAACCCAGCAUGCAGAGAGACAGCAGGCAUUGUUGGAGCUGUUGCAGGCUGGUGGGGCUGCAUACUUUGAGGAGCAUAAGCUUCUCUCUAUGGCUGAGGCUGUGCAUUUCUAUCAGGUGUGUGAGUUUGUGUAUGAGCAGAAACGUUUAUAUCACAGAAUUGUGACCUGCUACUUGAAGGAUCCUGCAAGAAAGGAUCAAGCUCUUCAGUAUUUUCAAGAUGUCAUCUCCUCUGCUGAACUCACUGAGGACGAGAGGGUCUUGUUCCAAAAUGAAGUCUUCUGUAACCUUCAGGAACUCCUGGCACUCAGUGCACGCCAGACAGCCACCCUCAUUCUUCGUCAUUUCCAGGACAGCAUCCCACUCGUCAUGGAAACCCUUCAACAGGAUGCCAGACUGCUUUUUGAAUUUCUUCACGGAGUGUUCAAUCCCAAAGUGGAGCCCUGGCCUUUCAAAGAUGCUAGCCUCCUCGGGCACGACUGUCACGAGCGCUACUUGGACCUGCUGUGUCAGAGACACCCGUCCUGGGCACUGGAGUUCCUCAAGCUGUCAGACAUGUACCGGCCCGAAGAAGCAGUGGAGAUAACACAAAGACACCAGGUGAAUGAUGCCCUGGCAUACCUCCUGGAGAGCCAGGGAAACACACAGGGGGCGUUCUCUGUUCAUAUGGAGAACCUCAAACGGAGUAUGCAGAGUUCAGUGUCUCCCGCCAGUUUAGAGGAGCCUGGAGGGGUACGGGAGGGCUCUGAACCCCUUCAGACCGUCCGCUCACUACUCUGGGACCUCGUCGCCUUCUGUCAGCGAGCUUCAGUCACUCUGGACUCCAAGCAGAGAGAAGACUUGUGGUUUCCUCUUCUCGAUUUCUUGAUGUCCCCAUCAGAGCAAGUACAGGGAUCCCUUUCACCUGAAAUGGAGAGAGGUAUCAAAGACCUCACCAAGGAGGUGCUGGAUGGGAUGACCGCUUACAUCCCUUUGAUGGCUAUUCUCCAGCGGCUUAUGCAGGACCCUGUUUACAGUGUUGGGAAAUAUGGAGAAAUUAAAAACCUCAUCUUUGGGAUACUUGAUGCCUACAUCUAUGAAAAAACCCUGCUGGAAGCUACCAGCAACCUGCUGAGCCAGGACCUCCACUGGUCCCUUUGCAGCCUGAGGUCGGCCGUGACCCGCGGCCUGGCCCCUGUCCAAAAGCGCUGCGGGGUCUGCGCCCAGCAGUACGCCCGGCCCGCCGGCCGUGGGGACAGGGUGGUCCUGUUCAGCUGUGGGCACAUUUACCACCACGCCUGCCUGCGGGACAGUCUGAGCCAGCAGGAGGGCCAGGCGGAGGAGUGGGCCUGCUUCAAGUGCCACGCCCCCAACAAGAAGUGGAUCCCGAUCACCCCCAAACGACCCACCCGAGACCCUCAGUGCUUGGAAUUAGAUCCCAGUCAAAUUGCUGCAUCAGACUGUUUGAGAAGAGUUUUCAAGAAUCAGUCAAGGAUCUCAAUCCUGAUGGAUCUCAUCAGACAACCAUCCUCCAGCAUGGAUUCAAGUAAACCCGGAAGUGAUAUCUUCAGGCAAGCGGGCAUCUUGGAAUCGGCAGAUUUAAAGCUAAACCUGGCUCCACCUCCUUUAAUUGACUAGGCCUGUGAGUUUCAAUCUGUAUGGUCCAUAAGCAUGGGCUUGUUCCACUAAUGGCACCUCCCAUAAGGUGCAUCUAUGCCACAUAAUAAUCAACUAUUAGAAUGCAUUUUGUGGCCACUGGCCAUAUUACUGAAGCCACUGUAUUAAAGCCACAAGGUUGGAUUCAAGUUCCAUUUCAGUCAGUUUAGAAAACGUAAAUUCAAUUCACGAAUUUAAAAAUGCCCUGAAUGUUCCAUGGAGUUUUUUUCCUGUUCAUAAAUUGAACUACAAUUAAUUUUCUGAAA
Messenger RNA from Anguilla rostrata (American eel), 4545 nucleotides. Its product is annotated as vacuolar protein sorting-associated protein 8 homolog. Gene Ontology annotation, biological process: endosomal vesicle fusion; protein targeting to vacuole. Gene Ontology annotation, molecular function: protein binding. The record is from RefSeq and is a predicted model, not a curated record. Gene Ontology annotation, cellular component: CORVET complex; early endosome; late endosome. Lineage: Eukaryota; Metazoa; Chordata; Actinopteri; Anguilliformes; Anguillidae. Bases 41 to 4261 code for a protein of 1406 amino acids. The transcript is spliced from 45 exons.